Molecule: messenger RNA, 3774 nt
Organism: Aspergillus puulaauensis
Lineage: Eukaryota; Fungi; Ascomycota; Eurotiomycetes; Eurotiales; Aspergillaceae
Exons: 3
Coding region: 1-3774 (1257 amino acids)
Source: RefSeq, a predicted model, not a curated record
AUGAUAGGAAGUCUGUCGAACGGCGACAUGUCGGACCCCAACCACGAGGGCCACAGCGGCAAGAUGCUGGCUGAUAUCAGGGAGUAUCUUGAGUUGUCUCUGCCCGUGAAGCCGAAUAUCGUGCUUGUGCAUGCGGGCACGAAUAAUAUGGACUUGGAGGUGGAUUUGGACAAGGCGGAUUCCCUCAUUGAGGCGAUUAUUGAUCGCACGUUCGAGGGGGCGCCCGGCGUUACUGUUCUUGUGGCGCCAGUGAUCUGGGCAAAUGACCCUCGGAUGCAGGCGAAUACGGAUGCCUUUAAUGCGAAGCUGGCCGCCAUCAUUAAGCGGAAGCAAGGCGGUGGCCAGCAGAUUCUGUCUGUGCCGAUUGAGAUUACGGCCGGUGAUCUAUCCGAUAAGAAGCAUCCUAAUGGGGAUGGGUAUACUAAAAUGGCGAACGCUUGGUAUAAGGCUAUCAUCGAUGCUCACGAGCGUGGGUGGAUCCGGGACCCGGCCAAAGUUGAUGCCAAUGACCUCCCAGGGAUGGGGCUAGGAUACGGAGACGCAGGUGAUGACACUUCUCAGGUCAAUUGCGGAGACAAGAUUUGGGAGAGAAAAGGGCAAGUCUUUGACGGGUAUCGCGUCUGGGAUGAUGAGGGAACCAUAUUUCCCGCCGUCGAAGGUGCCUCCCGGGAUAAGGUCAUUCUCGCAGACCUUAACAAUGAUGGGCACACCGAUUACAUCCUGGCGUAUGAUGGCGGCGCUGUUAAGGCCUGGAUGAACACCGGGGAAGAGAACAACCCCUGGGUGAACCUGGGAGAAGUCAACCCGGACUGGAAAGAAGUGACGGGGGAUAUGAUCCGCAUGGCAGACGUCGACAACGAUGGCAAGGCGGAUCUGAUCAUCCUGUACUCCGACGGUGCUGCUAAGGUCUGGAGGAACGUGGACAAUGGCCGCAAGUUCGAGUCUCUCGAUCCUGAAUGGGCAUCAGGGUUGAGUGAGCCUCGGGAGAAGAUUCACUUCAAGGACAUGGACGGAGAUGGUUAUGCCGAUUAUGUGAUUCUCUACGAAGGAGGCUCCGUUGACUGGGCACGCAACACUCACAACAAUGGCAAGGAUAAGGGCAAGCGGAACUGGGAGAAAGCCGUUACAAUCGCACCGGGGCCAGCUGGUGUACCGAAUAACCGAGCCCAGCUGUACGACUUGGACGGGGAUGGAUUCACUGACUAUGUCGUCGUCUACGAAGGAGGAUCCGUCGACGCAUGGCGAAAUACCGGAAGCCUCAAUGAAGACGGCCGCAAUUGGGACAGCCUAGGCACCAUCGCCCCUGGCGUCAAGGGGGUUACAGGUGACAUGAUUCGAUUCGCAGACAUGGACGGAGACGGCAACGCAGACUUUCUCGCCAUCGCUGACGAUGGGAGUAUCCGCAAGUGGAAGAACCAGGGCAUCGUUGGGGCGAAGGAUUCAAGCCUGCGGUUUGCUGAUCUCGACGGCGACGGCUUGGACGACAUCGUCUCUGUGGACGGUAAAGGCCGCGCCCGCGCAUGGCUGAACAAAGGAGGAGACGGCAAAUGGAGUGAUGUUGGCGAGAUUGCUCCCGGUCUGGACGAAGAUCUGUCCUCGUCCAGGAUCGAGUUUGCCGACGUCAACGGUGACGGGCUUGAUGAUUUCCUGGUUAUCUACGGCGGGGGCGCAGUCAAAGCGUACCUCAACAAUGGCAACAUUCCUAACCCGGGGUCGGGCCGGACCUGGCAGACCGGCAUCGUCAUUUCGGAAGGUGUGGGCGAGCCAGGCCGUACGGUGCAGUUUGCAGACCUGGAUGGAGACGGGUAUGCAGACUUCUUGGUUGUGUUUGACGGUGGUGCAGUUGAUGCCUGGCUCAAUCAACAAAACAUUCCACCUGCAGAUGGAGGGCGCAUUUGGGGAGAAAGAACUACGGUAGCAACUGGAGUUGGUGAGCCGGGCAGCAAGGUGCGCUUUGCAGAUCUCACUGGCGAUAAAAAGGCCGAGUAUAUCGUUCAGUACGAUGGUGGCUCUGCUAAGGCGUAUCUGAACACGGGCAACAUCCCAGAUGCCGGCAAGCCUAGAAAUUUCGAUAAUCUGGGCACCGUCGCCACCGGUGUUGACCCGCAAGGCCCGGUAGUGUAUGCCGACAUUAAUGGAGAUGGCAAGGCCGACUAUCUUGUUGUAUUUGAGAAUGGCAAGAUCCAUUCCUAUGUCAACAGCUGCAGCUGGAAGCCUGGAGAGGGUGAUGGAGAUGGUGGUGAUGGUGAUGGUGGAGAUAGUGGUGAUGGUGACGGUGAUGGUGAUGGCGAUGGAGAUGGAGAUGGCGAUGGAGAUGGAGAUGAUGGUGACGAUGUCCUGAUUGACCCAUCCAUCUGGAAGGACGACAACCCCCACGUCGCCUGCGAGCCACCCUGCAACUUCGUUCUCCCCCCGACAGUCCUUCCCAGCCCAACAACAAUCACAUUGCCCCCCUACACCACAGACCUCGAGGUUGUCUGGACUGACGACAGUGGUAUAAUCCACGAAAUGACCCAAAAAACUACACUGACACUCCCGCCCAUAACCACCCAGACAAUCUCAUUCUGGCCACAUUCAUACCCAAUAAGCUCCGGCUCCGAGUUCACCUUCAGUCCUACCCCACUGAUCCUACCCCCUCCCUUGACUAUCACGAACGAUCCCAAUCCGUUGUCCGAAUCGGGUGUCACUCAUUCACCGGUUACUCGUACCGUCUCGCCGUAUCCUUAUCCCACGGAAGAACCGGGGGAUGAUAACGACGACGACAACGACAAUGACGACAAUGACGACGAUGACGAUGACGAUGACGAUGAUGAUGAUGAUGAUGAUGGUGAUGAUAACGAGCUGUUCGGUGGCCCGUUCCCGGGUAUAACUGGGGUUGAUGGGCCUCCGGGCCCUAUAUGCAAGUCGGGAUGUGGAUCACCAUGUAAGGGAGGUUCGUGUGGUGGUCUAGAUGGGCCUUGUACGCCGGGGCUUACUUGUCCACCUGGAAGUGAUCACGAUGAUCCUUCAGAUGAAGGCGACGACGACGAUGAUGAUGAUGACGACGAUGACGAUGAAGACGGUGAUGUUUGUGAGCUUGAUCCCUCUGAUGAGGACCCAGGUGAUCCUACGCCUCGACCUCCGCCUGAUGAUGACGGUGGUGAUGACGAUGGAGGCGAUGAUGGAGGUGACGAUGGAGGUGAUGACGGUGGUGAUGACGAUGGAGGCGAUGAUGGAGGUGAUGAUGGAGGUGAUGAUGGAGGUGAUGAUGGAGGUGAUGAUGGAGGUGAUGAUGGAGGUGAUGAUGGAGGUGAUGAUGGAGGUGAUGAUGGAGGUGAUGAUGGAGGUGAUGAUGGAGGUGAUGAUGGAGGUGAUGAUGGAGGUGAUGAUGGAGGUGAUGAUGGAGGUGAUGAUGGAGGCGACGACGACGAAAGUGACCCCGACACAGGGGACUAUAAGUGUGUCGAGGUUGAAAUCAAGACGAACCAACAAGACACGGAGGAUACCGAAACCGGAAUCCUGAAAGUGGAUGGGGAAACAAAGUGCGAUGACGAGAGAGACCGGGACAAGGACAACAAGGGCGAGUAUUUUAGCUGCGACGAUGGCUUUUGGCUGUCGUUUAAACGGGUCGACGAUCAGGAAGGGUAUGUGGAUGUGUGGUACACGGUGCCGGGGAUGGAAGAGAAGAAGAUCCAAGCGUCUGGAAGCAGCUCGACUUCAGUUUGUGGGCCUGGUGGAACAAUGACAGAGUAUUGCACAACGUCGGAGUAUUCCUGGUAUACUGGGGACUGUUGA